GGGCGGGUCCGCGAGGAACCGGAAGUGCGGGAACCGCCACCGCCGGGAGCCGCGUUCGCCAGUGUUCCCCGCCCGCCCUCCGGCAGCUGAGGAGCCGCUCGGCGGUGGGACAGUCGCCGCAGCCGGGACUGAAGUCUAGGGAGGGCGGGGCGCGGCAUGAAGCGGCGGCGGCCCACUCUGUAGGGCGCGUCGGGACCGGCCGGCCGGGCGGGGCUGAGGGGAAGGCCGUAGCUCCCUGCACCUCCCGACCUGCGCCUUCUCCUCGUUCCCUUCCACCUUCUCCCGUGGGGACUCUGGCGUGCAUCCCCAAGAAAAUGCAACAUGGCAGCAGCAAUGGAAACUGAACAGCUGGGUGUUGAAAUCUUUGAAACUGCAGAGUGUGAGGAGAAUGUUGAUUCACAAGAACAGCCUAAAUUGGAGCCAUUUUAUGUUGAGAGAUAUUCCUGGAGUCAGCUUAAGAAACUGCUUGCAGAUACCAGGAAAUAUCAUGGCUACAUGAUGGCUAAGGCACCACAUGACUUUAUGUUUGUAAAGAAGAAUGAUCCAGAUGGGCCUCAUUCGGACAGGGUCUAUUACCUUGCCAUGUCUGGUGAGAACAGAGAAAACACACUGUUUUACUCAGAAAUUCCCAAAACCAUCAACAAAGCAGCAGUUUUAAUGCUGUCUUGGAAGCCACUCUUAGAUCUUUUUCAGGCAACCCUGGACUAUGGAAUGUAUUCUCGAGAAGAAGAGUUAUUAAGAGAAAGAAAACGCAUUGGAACAAUUGGAAUUGCUUCUUAUGAUUAUCACCAGGAAAGUGGAACAUUUUUGUUCCAAGCUGGUAGCGGAAUUUACCAUGUAAAAGAUGGAGGCCCACAUGGAUUUACUCAACAACCCUUAAGACCCAAUUUAGUGGAGACCAGUUGCCCUAACAUAAGGAUGGAUCCAAAACUGUGCCCUGCUGAUCCAAACUGGAUUGCUUUCAUCCAUAGCAAUGACAUCUGGAUAGCGAACAUUGUAACUAGGGAAGAAAGGAGGCUCACCUAUGUGCACAAUGAGCUUGCUAACAUGGAAGAGGACCCAAGAUCAGCUGGGGUGGCGACCUUUGUCCUUCAGGAAGAAUUUGAUAGAUAUUCUGGUUAUUGGUGGUGUCCAGAGGCUGAACCAACUCCCAGUGGAGGAAAAGUUCUUCGAAUUCUAUAUGAAGAAAAUGAUGAAUCAGAAGUGGAAAUUAUUCAUGUUACAUCCCCAAUGUUAGAGACCAGAAGGACAGAUUCAUUCAGAUAUCCCAAAACAGGCACAGCAAAUCCGAAAGUCACUUUUAAGAUGUCAGAAGUAAUGAUUGAUGCUGAAGGAAGGAUUGCAGAUGUGGUGGAUAAGGAACUAGUACAACCCUUUGAGGUUCUAUUUGAAGGAGUUGAGUAUAUUGCCCGAGCUGGAUGGACUCCAGAGGGAAAAUAUGCUUGGUCCAUCCUACUAGAUCGUUCUCAAACCCGACUACAGAUAGUGUUAAUAUCCCCUGUAUUAUUUAUCCCAGUAGAAGAUGAUGCAAUGGAACGACAGAAACUAAUAGAUUCAGUGCCUGAUUCUGUGACACCACUCAUUAUUUAUGAAGAAACAACAGACAUCUGGAUAAAUAUCCACGAUAUCUUUUAUGUUUUCCCCCAAAGUCAUGAAGAUGAAAUAGAGUUUAUUUUUGCCUCAGAAUGCAAAACAGGUUUCCGACAUCUGUAUAAAAUCACAUCCAGUUUAAAGGAGAGCAAGUAUAAACGAUCCAGUGGAGGACUACCUGCUCCAAGUGAUUUCAAGUGUCCAGUCAAGGAAGAAGUAGCAAUUACAAGUGGUGAAUGGGAAGUGCUUGGCCGACACGGAUCUAAUAUCCAAGUUGAUGAAGUACAGAAGCUGGUGUAUUUUGAAGGCACCAAAGACUCCCCUUUAGAGCAUCACUUGUAUGUGGUGAGCUAUGAUAAUCCUGGAGAGGUGACAAGAUUGACAGAUCGUGGCUACUCACAUUCCUGCUGUAUUAGCCAGCAUUGUGAUUUAUUUAUAAGUAAAUACAGUAACCAGAAGAAUCCACACUGUGUGUCCCUUUACAAGCUCUCAGGUCCUCAAGAUGACCCAGAACGCAGAACGAAGGAAUUUUGGGCCACUAUUUUGGAUUCAGCAGGUCCUCUUCCUGACUACACACCACCAGAAAUAUUCUCAUUUGAAAGUACUACAGGAUUCACGUUGUAUGGAAUGAUGUAUAAACCUCAUGAUCUACAGCCUGGGAAGAAAUAUCCCACUGUGCUGUUCAUCUAUGGUGGUCCUCAGGUGCAGCUGGUGAAUAAUCGGUUUAAAGGAGUCAAAUAUUUCCGCUUGAAUACGUUGGCAUCUCUGGGUUAUGUAGUUGUGGUAAUAGACAACAGGGGAUCUUGUCAUCGAGGGCUUAAAUUUGAAGGUGCCUUCAAAUAUAAAAUGGGUCAAAUAGAAAUUGAAGACCAGGUAGAAGGACUUCAGUACCUAGCAUCUCAGUAUGACUUCAUUGAUUUAGAUCGUGUGGGCAUCCAUGGCUGGUCCUAUGGAGGAUACCUCUCUUUGAUGGCAUUAAUGCAGAGGUCAGAUAUCUUCAGGGUUGCCAUUGCUGGAGCUCCAGUUACUCUGUGGAUUUUCUAUGAUACGGGAUAUACAGAACGUUAUAUGGGUCACCCUGACCAGAACGAACAGGGCUAUUACCUAGGAUCUGUGGCCAUGCAAGCAGAGAAGUUCCCUUCUGAACCCAAUCGUUUACUGCUAUUGCAUGGGUUCUUGGAUGAAAAUGUUCACUUUGCACAUACCAGUAUAUUACUGAGUUUUUUAGUAAGGGCUGGGAAGCCAUAUGAUUUACAGAUCUAUCCUCAGGAGAGACACAGCAUAAGAGUCCCUGAAUCUGGAGAACAUUAUGAACUGCAUCUUUUGCACUAUCUUCAAGAAAAUCUUGGUUCACGAAUUGCUGCUCUGAAAGUGAUAUAAUUGUAACUUUUGUGGAACUCUGGUACAUGGCUGCUUAACCAAAUGAGGAGGUUUAAUCUGUAGAAAAUAACUGAUCAUCACAUUUUGGUGCCUGCUACAUAACAUCCACUUCUGAAAGUAAAUUUGGUGCCAUACAAGAAUCUACAGUACAUGAAUAGCAACCUCAUACCUUAACUCACACAAAGAAUCGAACGAUGUAAAUUUCCAUGGGACACAGCAAUACCAUGAAAAUUACUGAGAGAAGCUAAAACAUUUGCAGCACAUAUCAACACCAUCAUAUUUCCACCUUUUAAAAGCAUUGUAAGCCUCAUGGAUUUAAUUGGUGUAUUUUUAUAUUUGAGUUUGUUACAUUAUGGUAAUUAAUAUUAGGUGAUUGGUUCACUACAAUUCCUGAAUCUCUGGCUAAUGACAAAUUUGAUAGCACUUAAGUGUAAUUGAAUAGCUUAUGCUUCAUUGCUUGGGGUGUGUCCAGCAUGUUAAGAACUAAUCACUAUUAAACCUAUGACUUAACCAAUUGUUAAUGAUUUUAAGGAAUAAUUCCUAGUGGCCUCCUAAAGACACUCAUUUUGGUUUAUUCAAGUUCUUCCCAGUUUUUCAGUGAGUUUCAGCUGUGUCUAGUAAAAAAAAAUACUAAUUUUUCUUUGAUGAUGUGACAAGAUGGAUUUUACCUGAUUUACUUUUACAUAAAGGAGAGUAACUGUAUUUGUAGCAUGGUUUUAACUAAUCUUAUGAUAUUAAUAAUUAUAUGCAGAUUAAUUUUAAAUUGAAUGACAAUAACUUAAAUAUUUGCAGGCUAUUUUUUCCUUUAGGAAAAGAAAAGUAUAUAUUCACUUUUGUUCUUCAGAAAAUAUGUUGGUACCCAAUUUUCCAUAGACCAUUUCCUUAUAUUGAAAUGUUCUAGAUUUGGCAGAGACAAGGGGAGGUGGGGGGAAGAUGGAAGGGAAACAUAGGGAGGUCAGAGUGGGGCUAUGGAUCUUUUUAAGUCCAAAGUGUUAGUGCCACUUGGCUGAGAAAAGUCAUGAAAAAAAAUUGAGAAAUGAGAUUUUAACUUGUAGAAUAUUAACUAGGAAAACAGAAGUAAAAUAAUCAUCCCCAAGCCAGUGUAAUCCUAAACUGACUGUAUCUAGGAGAAUUCUUUUUAAAUUUUUUGGAAGCAAAUAUUUACAUUCCCUCCUUUUUAAGUGGUUCAGUGAGCACAAAGAGCUUUUUGAAAAUGGCAACUUUAAAGUAGAAAUUUAAAUUUCCAACAGAUUUAUUUACCAUAAGUUGACCCCCUUAGUGAUGCAUUAUUCUCUUCAUUGUUCAAAAUCUGUAUAUAAUUUCCUAUUUUAAGUUUCCCUAAAAUAAACUCUCAUAGUGAAAUUAUUCUGGUUUACCCCUAACAUUUGAAUGUUCAAGGGUUUUCAUAUGCUUUCAGGUACUGAUUGGGUUCCCACUGGAGUGUUGGGUAGAAGGGCAGAAUUUUCUUGAUACUAGCUGGGUAAGAGCUUAGCAGGAAGGAAAACUUAACUUUAAAAACCUACCCAGCCCUGCUAAUCAUAGGCAUUGAUGUUUUCUUUGGAAGAAGUUGCUGUACUUAUGAACAAGAGUCCCCAGAGAGAAUAUGGGAGCUUCUUUUGCUUAUCACAUACUGACUGUAGAUUUUUGUCUACCGAGCAUAUGCUUAUCACAAACAAAGCCUUUUUCUUUGUGGCCGAUUUUCACCUUAUGACAAGAGGGGGUAGGAAAUGAGUGAAGCCAGAAGUGAUAAUGUACCAGUGUUGGUUAUUCAUUUGGGAAAAUUCUUUCCAUAUUUUGACUGUAGUGUAUAUACACACCUGUCUCUCUCUGUGUGUAUAUUUAUCAUAUAUACAUAUAUCACAUAUAUGUGUAUAUAUAUGUACAACUUACAUGUUUAAUAUCCUCCCCCACCUAGAUUUGUUUAUAUUCUUUUGAUUUGGGUAACUUCACACCCCUCAAAACCCAAGAAAAUAUUUCCCCCUGUGACUUGAGUUUUACUUGAUGAGGGAGAUGCAUGGUUCUGUACCAGUAGUUUCCAAGGAUCUGUGAUCAUUGCACAUAGUGUACAGAGCAGAAUGGGUAUCCAGUAGUACCACAAGCCAGUGGACAAGUAUUCAUUUUAAAUCUCUUACUUUGUAAGGCUGUCUCUUUACAAUGGCACCUCUUGCUUUGCCAAAAGAAAAAAAAGCAAAAUACUCAAAUGCUGCUGCAUACUGUUCUAGUGAAACACAUGGUUCCUUUUUAGUUCUUCCCUUUUCCCUAUCCCAAUAAAUAAAGAAAUUGGAAGUUCUCAUUACAGCUUCUAAGCACUGUUUCCCUUCUUUACCAGUGAAGAAAUGCUGUCAUUUGGCAGCCAUACUAUGAACAUGACUGAUUUUUUUUUUCAGAAAGGAUACUUGAUUGGAUUUGCUGUUGCUAAAGGAAGUGGAGACUCGUGCUUACAAAGUUAGCAAGCAAUGGAAAGCUCUACCAAGAUUCACUGGUAACAUUAACUAUGAGGAAAGCAACUCAUCAAGUGGAAGUUUAAAACAAGGAGCACAUUUGGUGAGAGCCAAAAAGCACUGAGGUUAAAAAGCGACCUGGGUUAUUCAUUGUCUUGAUAAAUUCCCAUGGCCAUUACUGAGUAUAGUUAUUUGAAAUAACUCUGAAGACUCUAAUGGGUGAAAUUUAUACUAUGCUGACUUAGAAGAGAUAGGGAUGUGUAAGCAGGAAAUCCUCUCCCCACAGUUAAGUAUUGACCACCUUUUCUCACUACAAGAGAUAUGUAUGAAGAACAGCUAGCAGACAGCUUCCUCCUCUCUUCCAAGGCCUCAGUUUGAAAUUUUUUCCCACAGGCAACAAAAGGGAGUGAAUCCUGGUCCUACCACCACCAUACCAGCUUCCUGACCUUUUUAAGAACUAUAUUUAAUUGUUGCAUGUUGCCAGUGUUGAGAUUUUUCUUUUUGUUUUAGAUUUUGUUCCAUUUUCUACUUCUCUUUAUAUAAUAUCUUUUUUCAUGUUUUGGAAUUAUUCUCCUAAUAAAACUCUUAAGUUCCAAGAAAUAUGUAGAAAAGGCAAACUUUAAAUACACAACGUACAUAUGUAAUAUAUAAUAUAUAUAUAUACAGUCUUAUUUCACCUAUUUGAGCACUUUUUUCUUUAAUAAAAAAGUACCUAAAUGUGGAGAAGGAAAUGGCAAACCACUCCAAUAUCUUUGCCAAGAAAAUCCCAAAUGGGGUCACGAAGAGUCUGACUGAAAAACAACUGAACAAAAAUGUUUUUUCCCUACUCCAAAUUAUAUGCUAAGGAUGCUUAUUAAUGAAGUUGUACUAAUCAGCAUGUGAAGUUGUUAAAUAUUAUUAAAGUCAUUCUGCCAAUUAAAAUGUGUUUUACCUGGUAAUAGGAACAUUAGGGAAUUGAUAAUUCACAAGACUGGCUGCUAAUAGCACAAAAUUGGUUGCUCAUGAUCUAGAAGCCCAUCUACCUGACCUAUUAACUUAGAAAACAGAGCCAGGACUAGUUCUGAUGGAAAUCUGAAGGAUAGCUAGCCCUUCUCGUGAGAUAAAGGGGGAGUAUCAGUGUCAUAACAAAGAUAUAAGAAGAACCUUCCUCCACCCCAACUCCCAGCCUAGGAUAUUGGGAUAAUAUAAUACAAAAUGCCUUCCCAGUUUCCUUCUGGUUCCCUGAGUGUCAGUACACACGCAUACAAUUUCCAAACUGAUCGGUUCUACAGACCUUCAGAAUAAAAAGAAACAGUAGUGUUUUGGUUAGGUUUUUUUUCCCUUUUCUUUUGUGGUUGCUCAGCACAAUUAGAGUUCAGGUGUUUAAUUUUAGAAUGUAAAGUGCCUGCUGUUUUAAGCAUUGACUUGUACUAACAGAAUUGCAUGUCUCCCUCCAGUAAGUUUCCCUAUUUCUAGCUACAUGGCUUUUAAUCAUGUAAAGUGGAAACAUUAGUUUUGUUGUGUUUUAUUAUAGAUCCUUUUGUUGGAAUAAAGAUGCUGCUAAAAUAAA
Molecule: messenger RNA, 6960 nt
Organism: Phascolarctos cinereus (koala)
Lineage: Eukaryota; Metazoa; Chordata; Mammalia; Diprotodontia; Phascolarctidae
Gene: DPP8
Product: dipeptidyl peptidase 8
Biological process (GO): proteolysis
Molecular function (GO): dipeptidyl-peptidase activity; serine-type peptidase activity
Source: RefSeq, a predicted model, not a curated record